Molecule: messenger RNA, 2094 nt
Organism: Fusarium coffeatum
Lineage: Eukaryota; Fungi; Ascomycota; Sordariomycetes; Hypocreales; Nectriaceae
Exons: 3
Coding region: 1-2094 (697 amino acids)
Molecular function (GO): protein binding
Source: RefSeq, a predicted model, not a curated record
AUGAAGAACUUCUUCGGUAGCGGCAAGAAGCCAAAUUCCUCCUCCUCCACUCCUCCCCCUUCCUCUUCAAGGAAAUCCGCCACUUUCGAGGAGCGCGACCGUGAGCACGACGCUUCUGAACAACCACCGCCCUACUCCUCCGAACCUUCAUCGCCCGCCCGCGAGAAGUCGCCUUCAAAGUCUUCAAGGAAAUCAUCUCGGCCCUCAUCUUUCGCCGAACCAUCCAAGACCCGCUCUUCAAGGCUAUCGAGGCAUUCUACCGACCCUAGUCACUCCUCCCACUCUCAUUCUUCCUCUCGUCGACCCAAGUACGAGCCUGAUACGCACCCUCUUAACCUUCCUCCCGAAGAGCGCAAGCGAUUAUCCGCUCUCGCCGCAGCCAUGAACGGUAACUCGAUGGACGUCGAUAGCGAGCCUGUUAAUGGCGCUCGCUCUACGACUCCUCCCAACCAAAAGGCCAACGCCCAGGCCAACUUCUCCGUUCCUAUCCCCAACGGCUCAAGUCAUGAUGACGGCGCCCCUCCACCUCCUCCUCACAAGUCCAACCCUGGAAGCCCAACCAUCACACCCGAGGAGGAUGCUGAGUCCUACAAGAAUGCGGGCAACCGCUUUUUUAAGGACAAAAACUACCAUAAGGCCAUCGAGCAGUACAGCAAAGCUGUCGACUUGUUCCCCUUCUCCGCUACUUAUCUAGGCAACCGAGCUGCUGCUUAUAUGUCCAACGGUCAAUAUGAGAAGGCUCUGGAAGACUGCUCCAGAGCUGCCGACUCUGAUCCCCAGAACGCCAAGAUUCUUCUACGAUUGGCCCGUAUCUAUACUGCUCUGGGCCGACCAGAGGAAGCCAUGACAACUUUCAACCGCAUGGAUCCCCAACCAUCCGCUAAGGAUGUAAGCCCGGCCAAGGAAAUGCUGCACCACAUUCAGUCUGCCCGUGAUAUCCUCCAGCAGGGCAACGGGUCUGGUACGUCUAUGGUGCUUCAUGCUCUUGACCUGGCUGAGCGAGGCCUUGGUUAUCGUGUUACCAAGCCUCGUAAGUGGCAGCUUAUGCGUGGAGAAGCUUAUCUAUUGAUGGGACGAGAGAACUCCUUGGGAGAGGCACAGAACAUUGCUAUGAACCUUCUCCGACACAACAACCAGGACCCUGAGGCCCUUGUUCUCCGCGGACGUGUUCUGUACGGCCAGGGCGAGAACGACAAGGCUAUCCAGUGCUUCCGCAUGGCCAUUAACUGUGACCCAGACUUCCGCGACGCUGUUAAGUGGUUGAGAAUUGUUCAGAGACUUGACCGCAUGAAGGAGGAGGGUAACGCCGACUUCAAGGCUGGUCGCCUACAGCCUGCUAUUGAGAAAUAUACCAAUGCUUUGGAAAUUGAUCCCUCCAACAAGAGCAUGAACUCAAAGCUGUUGCAGAACAGAGCACAAUGCAAGAUUAAGCUCAAGCAGUACGAUGAUGCCAUCGCCGACUGUGAACGAGCUAUCAGCCUCGACCCUGGUUACACAAAGGCCCGCAAGACCAAGGCCAAUGCUUUGGGUGGUGCCGAAAGGUGGGAUGAUGCCGUCAAGGAAUGGAAGGAAAUCCAAGAGCUCGAGCCGGAAGACCGCAACAUCGCCAAGGAGAUUCGCAGGGCAGAACUUGAACUCAAGAAGGCCCAGCGAAAGGAUUAUUACAAGAUUGUUGGCGUUGAAAAGACGGCUACAGACAACGAGAUUAAGAAGGCAUACCGCAAGAUGGCCGUCAAGCUUCACCCUGACAAGAACCCCGGCGAUGCCCACGCCGAGGAGAAGUUCAAGGACUUGCAGGAAGCUUACGAGACCUUGAGCGACCCUCAGAAGCGUGCCGCUUAUGACAAUGGUGAUGACCUGAUGGACCCUAACGAUAUGUUCGGCGGUGGCGGUAUGGGCGGUAUGGGCGGAGGCAUGGGUGGCAUCGACCCCGAGAUUCUCUUCAGCAUGAUGGGCCAGCAAGGUUUCGGUGGUGGCGGCGGCGGUUUCCGAUCAGCUGGGGGCUUCCCCGGCGGUGGUGGUGCCCACUUCAACUUUGGGGGUGAUCCUAGACAGCGUGGUGGUGGAUACCCCGGUGGUUUCAACUUCUCAUGA